AUGGUUGGUAAAGAAGGAGAUAAUUUUGUUUGCAAUCCUAGUGACGAAAAAUUGAAUGAUUCUCCUCUUGAACUAAUUGUUAGUGCCACUGAAGAGACAAUUACUAUGUUGGACGGUGCCGCUCAGGAAAUAAGCGAAAAAGAACUAGAAAAGGCGAUAAGUUUCGCUCAAAAAGAAAUUUUGAUACUAAUCGGAUUUUUUCGCCACAUUGCCAAUGUAUUAAAAAUAGAAAAAGAAAAAAGUUUGAAAGAAUGUAGACAAGAAUUGACUAAAGAAUAUUGGGAAAAAAAUCCUCACUUAGAAGAAGAUUAUGUUAAAGAUGGAAGGAAAAUUGAAGAAAUUCGCCCCCUGAAAAUUCACAUUGACUAUUUGCCUAAUGUUCAUGGUAGUGCAGUUUUUGAACGAGGAGAAACAAAAAUCCUCUCCAUAGUAACUAUUGGAAAAAUUAGUGAUAAGCAAUUAGUCGACAGUAUUUUUUCUCGUUAUCAUAAAUAUUUUAUUCACCACUAUAACUUUCCUCAGUUUGCGGUCAAUGAAGUGGCUAGCUACCGUGGUGUCUCUCGGCGAGAAAUUGGCCAUGGAGAAUUAGUAGAAAAAACCUUUGAUCAUUUAGUUCCCGAAGUUAGCAAUUUUCCUUAUACUAUUCGAGUAGUUUCGGAGGUUUUUUCUUCAGAUGGUUCUUCUUCUCAGGCCUCUAUCUGUGCUACUUCUUUAGCUUUAAUGACCGCCGGCGUUCCCCUUAUUAGGCCAGCCGCCGGGAUAGCCUUAGGGUUAUUUGAAGGGCAAAUAUAUACUGAUCUUAAUGGUCUAGAAGACAAACUAGGCGAGAUGGACUUUAAAGUUGCUGGAACUGAAAAAGGUAUUUGUUCGCUGCAACUAGAUGUAAAAAACCGCGGAAUUAGUAAUAAAUUAUUAAGAGAAUGUUUGGAAAAAGCUCGUCAGGCUCGGCUCUAUAUAUUAACUGAAAUGAGAAAUUUAAUUUUUUCUUCUCGUUCUACUUUACCUACUCAAGUCAUUAAAUGUCGUAGUUUCUAUGUCGAAAAAGAAAAAAUCGGUUUAAUUAUUGGACCACGUGGCAAAACGAUCAACCAGUUAACUGAGGAAACGGGUUCAACUAUCGAAAUUGAAAAUAACGGAUAUGUAAUUAUUUACAAUCAAGAAGAAGAAAAAUUAGAAAAAACCCACCAAGCAAUCAAAGCUAUAAUUAAUAAAAGGAAUUUUUAA
This is a messenger RNA of Funneliformis geosporum, 1224 nucleotides long. The record is from the annotation of a GenBank genome assembly. Lineage: Eukaryota; Fungi; Glomeromycota; Glomeromycetes; Glomerales; Glomeraceae.